AUGUGUUUCAAUUUGACAAAUUCGCUUCUUUUUCUAUUUCUUCUCAGUAUUCGACUAGAAGCCUGUAAGUGUUCUAUUCAAGUGAUCGGAUAGAGAUUGGCUGCUAAUUAGCAGAAGACGAUGAAGGAGGCGAAUGGACGAAUGGAGUGGAUAUCACGGAAGUGAGGAAUGACGCCAUCCGCAUCAGAUGGAGACAUGAUUCUGAUGAGGACCUCGUCACGAAACAGAGGCUGAUGGUCGCAGUAAUCAGGAGUUAGAUUUCAAACAAUUCAGGUCACCGCUAUUCGCUCCAAUUUUAGGCUCCCAGGAAACGGAAAAGUCUUCUCAGACCAUUCAUGUUGCAGCCAAACUACGCGAAUACACAUUCACGGGUUUGGCUGGCAACACGACUUACCGGCUGUCGGUCGAAGCGUUUCAGGUAUCUGAUAUCCUAUACGGGUGCUUAUGCGUCAAAAUAAGCAAGUUAAUUAUGGCCAACGCGUGCGACGUCUUGGUACAGUUGUCGAUCCUCAGCGAUCGACCGUGAAAUUAGUUCCGGACAGUUUCCGCAAAGGAAUCAAUCGAUUAUCUGGAAAAUUAAAAGAUAAAGUUAUUAGCGAAAUUAUGCAAUUACAGAACGAAAGCAGUCUAUGGUAUUACAGUAAUAUGGCUACAACGAGUCUAGCUGGUGAGAUGUCUGUUGUAUGAAUAGUUGUUGAGAAGAUUCUAGAACGUGUGUGUACCGAUCACAUGUUCGCACUGGAGUGAUCAACAUUUUGAUAAGAAUCGAUAAUAUAGAAAAUUAAAACAGGAGAAAAAAGUGCAACUAGCAUUCGUCUUCAAAUAUUUCGCAACAUCAUUUUUGGAAGACGAAGAAAGAAAAACGGACGUGGGGGGUAGAGAGGAAGUGUGGAAAAGAGAGAGAAGAGAGAGUGGCUAGAGAAACAAGCGGUAAUGUUAGGCGUGGUUUGCUCACUUUUAAAACGAUUGAUUAGAAUAACAGUCAAAUUUUUAGAAUUAGAAAGAAUAGAAAGUGUUAAUAUGCAGCAUACAGCGGAUAGUGAAAGUUAUCAGUUUCCUUUUUAUAUUAGAAGAAAGUGAGAGAGAGCUCUUUCAAAUGCUCAUUUUUGCUACUUCUUGCUUUUCUUGCAAACAGUUUGUUCAUUUUCCACAGUCUGAUAGAAAAGUAAGCAAAAACUAAGAAAAGAGUAAAGAAGGGAGGGGAAUGAGGCUCUCAGCCGUUCCCAGUUUUUUCUUCCCUCUUCAUUUCGAAGAUUUUAGCGUUGCCCUGGCUGAGUCCCCCAACAGAAUUGACUUUGGCGGAUCGCAAGAAUGAGUCAAUUGAAGUCUCCUGGAUUCCGCCCACUGCUCAGGAUUCUGCUCAUCAUUUCGUUAUCACACAACACUUGGUUUGUCUUUCAUUUUGAUUUGAAAACAAAACUGAACAAGCUUAGGUAAAAGUGUACGAUCUCUCAGGGAACAGUUCGACCAACAAGAGAUCCAUCACAGUUCCCGUGCCUGUUUCCAGACUUUUGAUAAACGGACUCAAACCGGGCACAGCCUACAACGUGACAAUUCAAGCGGGAACUAGCUAUGGGUACGGCAAUCGGGCGUGGAGUGCAUUUGCCACGCUGGACAACGACGGAGCGAACAUUCUGAAACUGAGAGCCAGAACUCCGAACUCACUGACUGUCUACUGGCCGGCCAACUGGCUCACAAAAACAACGUCCAAGUUCACAGUGAGUGAUGUCUUCUGAUUUCUAAUUUUCAUUCGAAUUCAGAUAAAAGCAAAAACAAUUCACUCUCCGAGUGGAAUGUUCAAAGAAAUCGAAAACUCGGCGGUCGGAGAACCGGGAAAGGCAAAUGAGUUUCUGGUGGAUAAUCUUCUUCCGUCAAGCACGUACAAUAUCACAAUAACCACUUCGGACGACCAGAAAGUUGAAGGAAAGAAGAGAGCGCAAAUGAAAUGGAAGCACGGAUGGGCGGUGUUCUCAACUAUGUCGCAGGUGCGAGAGGAUAUCUUGUGGGCGGCCUUGUGGUCGGCGGAUGUCCUUCUUCCUCACUCUUACACUUUAAGGGGCCGGGGGCGAACGAGGGUGUGUGGGGCGCGGGGCGCCCCGUUGCUAACCCUAAAACUAACAAAAUGACACAAAUAAGCACGCACGAAACAGCCAUAUUUCGAAAAAAGCUAAUUUACUAAAUUCUAGGUCAAAAUUCAUUUAGAAAAAGACCCUGCUUAGAGAGGCACUUGCUGACCAGCCGGACCUCGCUCACUGACCAGCAGGUGCUUCAGACCAUGGGACUUACUGACCACGGACCCCCCUGGGAGUUGGUCCUAGAUCCCUGUUUGAGGGGACACAAAUAGAAAUACUGAGUUAUAAAUUACAUAUGACUCAUGAUUUCAACAUGUCUUUUAACGUUCGAUACCAUGAUUUAUAACUAUUUCAGGGAGAGUAUGAGGUGUCGGAAGCGCGCAUAGUCGUGGAGACUGACUUUGCCGUUUCCAUAGUAUUCCAGCCAUUGAAACUUUCACAAAAAGCCAUUUCAUAUCAGGUUCGAUUUAGGAGCAACAGAAACUACAAACAUUUCUAGUCGAUUUCAGAUAAAAUACAACCUAAAGGACCGUAAUUCAUCCACACUCACUGAAGAGCUGACAGAUGAAAAUUUGAGAUGUCCGAAAUUUGAAUGUCAAUGGAAAUGCACUCUCAUUUUUAACUUACCCCAUCGUCCCAGAGAAUAUAAAUUUGAAAUAAGAGCAAAAAUAGAUAAUAUCUGGAACAAAUGGUCUCCGGUAACUUUGAAGCAGUGGAACCUUCUGGAAAGAGUCUGUUCGAUUCAUCCUCCCAGUGAUAUUGUCAGUCAUCUGGGCGAUUACACCCGUCAGAGGGAUAUCGAUGUGCAAAGCGCAAAAGUGGCCCAAGUGGCGGAUGUCUGGUGAGCAUUUCUCUCAUUCGGGAACGUUCUCUAGUGAUCAGUUCAGGCGGUACAUGGUGGUUGUGGACAGUCGUCCGUAUGAUUUGGCACCUAUUGAUAUCACAAAACUUGCGGAUAGAACAACUUCAGAAGCAGAUCAUGUACCCUAUUAUAUUACCGCCGCGUUAAGUCCAGAAGAAGUGCGACAGAAUGGGGAUUUCAGGUGAGAUUAUUCACUCGACGAAUUUUAGAACUGCAAAGUCCAGAAGGCGACUGAAGAAAAAGAUUCUAGUCGUUUUCCACUGCCUUAAAUAGUGAUUUUCAUUUCUCAUCCUUAAAUUUCAUAAGAACUUCUGAAAAUGUGUUUCCGCAAAAAACGAAUAUUUCAGCAUUAGAAAUGCCUCACUCUUCAGGAUCGGAGACGGUCGAGUUUACGGUGGCUACGUGAACUAUCCGUUGCGCUCUGAAAAGGACCCGAGAUGGACCCUGAUCCCAGUGACUCAGAGUGAAAAUGAAAUGAUUGAGCCGCAUCUGAAGACGUGCGGCUACAACGAACAGGGCUCGUUCAAGUGCGACAUGAGCAUUUCCGAACUGGUCGGUCACAUUCCCGUCGUCGUCAUAUCCGCCGCCUUUCUCAUCCUUAUUCUGAUCAUCUUCCUCAUCUGUCUUGCUGUGUUUUGUUUCCUAAGGAAUUCUUGCCGUGAGUGUUUUCUUCUUCUUCUUCUUCGUAUCUAUUCUACGCUCUCAAAACUUCAGAAGAUCGUCCUGGAGUCGAGGAGUCUGCCCUAAUGUAUUACAGAAGUGACUCUCCGAAUACGGUGUCCACGUGUCGAGAAUACCGAAAAGUGGAGCGGAGAGAGUUCAAUGCAGCCGAUAUGGAGGAGAGAAUGCGGUUCCGAGAGCACAACGAAUAA
Caenorhabditis sp. 36 PRJEB53466 is the source of this 3806-nucleotide messenger RNA. The record is from the annotation of a GenBank genome assembly. NCBI's taxonomy places the organism in Eukaryota, Metazoa, Nematoda, Chromadorea, Rhabditida, Rhabditidae.